UGCCACUGUGAACCUUCAAUUCCAAGAGUAGAAACCCACAAGCAGAAGGCAGCCAUGGAGAGCCAGAACCAAGCACAGAAAGGGACCACCUUCCUCCUCACUUGUUUUAAUGGAGUCAACGCCUUAUCAGGAGUGGGGAUAUUAUCGAUCCCAUAUGCACUUUCUGAAGGAGGGUGGAUGAGCUUGCUUCUUCUUUUUAUCAUGGCAGCAGUCUGUAACUACACAGGUUUACUUUUACGACGAUGUAUGGAUGCGCACCCACUUGUCAGAACCUAUCCUGAUAUUGGUGAGCUUGCUUUUGGGUACAAAGGAAGAGCCAUGAUAUCCCUAUUCAUGUAUCUUGAGCUCUAUCUAAUCUGUGUUGAAUUUUUGAUAUUGGAGGGUGAUAAUUUAGAGAAGUUGUUUCCAAACAUGAAUUUCAAUGUUGGAAGCUUGAAAAUUGGGGGAAAACAGGGUUUUGUUCUGCUUUCAGCCCUUGUAAUCUUGCCCACAACGUGGUUAAAGAAUUUGGGUCUACUUGCCUAUGUCUCUGCUGGUGGAGUUUUGGCUUCUAUUGUUGUUGUGUGUUCUGUUGCUUGGGCUGGCGCAAUUGACCAUGUUGGAUUUCAUGAAAGAGGAACACUUGUGAGGUGGAAUGGAGUGCCCACUGCUAUCAGCUUAUUUGCAUUUAGUUACAGUGGUCAUGCAGUGCUUCCUACUUUAUGCACUUCUAUGAAAGAUAAAAGCCAGUUCCCCAGGGUGUUGGUCAUGUGCUUCAUGCUUUGCACCGUCAACUACGGAACAAUGGCUGUUUUAGGCUACCUGAUGUACGGAGAAGGCGUGAAAUCUCAAGUGACAUUAAACUUACCUGUUGGAAAGCUUAGCUCAAGGAUAGCAAUCUACACCACAUUAGUCAAUCCUUUCACAAAGUAUGCAAUUAUGAUCAGCCCAAUUUCUACAGCACUUGAAGACUGGUUUCCAUUCCGAAACAGCAGGCCUAUUAGCAUCCUUAUCAGAACAGUACUGUUGAUCAGCACUGUCGUUGUGGCACUAAGCAUUCCAUUUUUUGGGUACCUAAUGGCGUUCAUUGGAGCAUUUUUAAGUGUCAUGGUCUCCAUUUUGCUGCCAUGCACCUGCUAUCUCAAGAUCUACAACGCUUUUAAGAGCUUUAGUUUAGAGUUGGUGAGUAUUGGUGGGAUUUUGGUGUUGGGGACAGCAGUUGCAGUUAUGGGUACCUAUAUUUCUCUUAGGCAGAUUGCAGCUCAAUUGUGAAACAUUACAAUUCAGAAUGUGGGGUAGCCAUUCCUU
Molecule: messenger RNA, 1287 nt
Organism: Telopea speciosissima
Lineage: Eukaryota; Viridiplantae; Streptophyta; Magnoliopsida; Proteales; Proteaceae
Product: amino acid transporter AVT1I-like
Exons: 3
Coding region: 55-1251 (398 amino acids)
Cellular component (GO): plasma membrane
Source: RefSeq, a predicted model, not a curated record